AUGGCCGAUCACCACAUGCCUGCGCCUCGGUCCGCAGGAUACUACUCAGCGAGCCGCGACGGACGACGAGAUGGCCCUGCGACGCCAGAGCGCCGGCGCAAUAGCAGCCACGAGAUGGGCAAGCCGGGGAAUGCGUCCGGUCAGCGAGACGGCGACUUCUCUCCCCACGACGACGUGUUCCACGACGACGAUGCCUUGAGCCCUCGCCGAGAGGCCUCCCCAUACGCCGACGACGGAUAUGGCCACCGAGAAGAGCGGGCGCAGAAGAAGCACAAGGGCCGCUUGGGCGGGGGCUUCUUGCUACACGAUGCCUUUGGUGGAGGGCGAUCUCGUCGACAGCGGGCUGCUCACACGCCAGCUCCAGCUCCUCAGCUCCAGCUAGGCGUCGGUCGUGAUGCUGCUUUCCAGGCUUCUCCUGGUCCUGGACACGAUAUGGGCAUGCGGAUGUCGUCUGCGCCCGUUCGGCGAUCGGGCGAAGAGCCUGCAAACUCACCUCCGAGCACUGGGCAUUCCGCCGACGGCAGGCUGUACGCGGACUCGCACCACCAGGAAUCGCUCGCUGCUCCGGAUCUGGAUUCCACUCAGAUUGUGCACAUGGCUCUCAGCCUUAGCGAAAAUCGCCGUCUCGCCUCUCGACGAAACGCCUCCCGGACAGCUGCCCCCCCGCGGCUUACACCCAUCCCAGACGCAUCCUCUUCAAGCAACAUCAGACAGCAUCUCCAGCAGCAGCGAAAGCUUUCGCGCACCGAUUCUCCCAGCUUACUGCAAGAGCCGUCGGCCCUGGUUCCCGUAUCUAGAAACAGCGGCAACUUCCAGUCCUCGUUUGAGUCCUCCCACGAUGCCCAAUACCGCUGGCAGUUUUCUGCCUCGACUCUAGCCAGAGCCCACAAGGCCAAGGUACAUCUUGAGCUGUGGGCUCAGUACAGGCGACUGCUCGAUGCGCUGCCGCCCCUAAAGCCAGGGCUCGAAAGGCCAUCGUCGGGUAGCUCCCCAGACUCUCCUGUGCUGGCUCCCGGUGCCCAAGCGCUUGCCAUCACGCUAGGGAGGCAGUACAACCCCUUGCAGUAUAUUCGGAAUCGCAAAGUGCGCGCGCGUGAGAGGAAGGUGAUUGACGGACAGCGGCAGGGCUUUAGCGAUGUAGACGCUGUUACGUCGUGGGUCGAAAGCGUUCAUCGGCAAAUGUCGCUAGCCGGGACGUCGCUUGUCGACGACAGACCUUCCAUCCCCCCCUAUCAAUACGCCGAAGAUGUCGAUCUGCAGACCUCGCCUUCGGAGGCCGUAGCGAGGCCACGGCGGCCGAGAGUGGACUGGAUCUUGGACCCUUGCGAUGUGAUUGCCGAUGCAUACUGGCUGGAGCAGAACGGGCACAAACAUCUUAUUGAAGACCGCCAUUGGCGAAAGAUUUUCCCGCCGCCUGCGACCUCCGAUUUGAGUAGACCUUUAUCCCGAGAAGUAGAUGAUACCAGCAGCAAGAUCUCGCCGUUCACAACAAGAGACAAUGAAUUGAUCGAAACGAUUACUGAGGGGAAAGAAUUUGGGUUGUCCAAAGUUCGCUCGGAAUUGUCUCAUAGCAGUACAAAGGAGCGUGCCAAACAGAAGCUACAGAACAUCAAAGGUUUCCACCACCGGCAUGGAAGCGCCGGGCAUGGCCACGAUAUACUGCGAUCAAAGAAGGAUUCUGGAUCUGAAUAUUCAGACAGCGACAACGACAGUGAGCCAAAGAAGAGGAUGCGACCUGCACGCAAGGGAACAAUUUCCAGCAACUCAAACGAUCUGCUGCAGAAGCAGAUGAUGGAAAUGGUGGCCAAGGAAGCACGUGAAAGAGAACUUGAAGAUAUGGCUUUGGCCAACGAGAGCGCCGAUGAUCAGAGUGUUGAGGCACAAGACAUGAGGCGACUUUCACAACCGCCGUCCCGAUUUACUAGCAGGCGAGGCUCUCUGGCGGAAAUUAGCGACUCAGAACGCAAAGCUGCCGUGUUUGAAAAGGUCAAGAAGAGCUCUCCCUCGCGCCUGAGUCUUGAUGCCAAUUAUCUUUCGUCAUCUCUAGGCAAACGAGCUUCGUUUCCCAACUCACCGGAAAUCUUGCCACUUCGCAAUGGCAAGUCUGAGUCGGUUGCCAGCGCUGACCCUUCACCACCAUGGAGCCGAUCAACGUCUCCCACAAGAAACCCCUUUAGCAAGAUUAAGUCAAUCAUUCGAGACAAGAACGACGACACUUAUGUACUCGAUGAAGUGGAAGAUGAGGGAGAAGGGCGAUCGUCAAAGCGCGACAAACUUUUGGCACGUUCAGGCUCGACGUCUACUCUGGGUAGGCGUCAAUCUAGCCCUGCUGGAAAGCUGAUGUCAGGAACCGACGGCGGUAAAAGCGCUCGCAACACGGGGAGCAUGCGACUUAGAGCUGACGAAAACGUUGGCUUGAGAGGCAUGUUCAAGGGGCCGCGUAUCGACAACGUGCUUCGAGGCGGUGUUUCCAAGUUGGGAGACAUUAUCCGUAAGAAAGAGGGAUCUGGUGAAGCACCCGACCUCGACACGACGGAUGAAUCUGAUAGUGAUAGGAUCAGGGGGCGAAAGUCGGCUCCCUUUUCUCUAUCGCGAAAGCCUUCCACCAGAGCACAAGAAGUACAGCACCAGCCGAAGCACUUUCUUGAUACGAUGCCUCAGUUUCAUCGCAUGCCUAGCUUUCGCCACGCCGCUAAUGGUGGUGAGAAGCUUGCUGCUGCCGCUGAUUCUGGCGCAGAAACCCCCGGUCGUCGGGCCGCCGAACUUGAUCUUCUUCGACCUCCGCUGAUUAAAAUCCGGAGCGCCUCAUCGUCUGGGUCUUCUCCGGUGCAGAAACCUCGCAUAGGAGACUCGGACGUCUCCGAGUCCGAAUCCUUACCGAAUAACAGCAGCACUGCCCCCGACGCGGCGGAUAAGCGUGGGAAUUCAGCCCUUUCGCUCAGCGACAAGGAUAACCAGCAUCGACGACUGCCGGGCGAGCACUGGUCGAUUGCUGACCAUGGCUUUCCUGGUCAGAUGAGGCUUUCGAAGCGCGAAGUCGCUAGGAUGCGGGCCCUGAUACUCAGCUCCGGCGUCAAGGCCAUGGAACUGCGCCGUCGCGCCAACGAGCAGCACAAGCCGUUCAGCAAGGAGAACCUCGCCCUGAACGCGGCCGCUGCCUCCCCGAACGAACCCGGCGGCGUCCCCUGGUCGGACAUUGCUAGGCUUACCCCCAAGCAAGCCCAGCUCAGCCUCCAGCUGCACGAUCAGCAAGUGCCUUACUGCGAGGUAUAUCCCCUCGCCGCCCGCACUCUGGGCGUCGCCAUCCAGACGUGGGGCCAGCGGUGGCAGUCUUCGGCCGACUACUUCCGGGACAAGACGACGCAUGACCUUCGCACGCGCGUCUGGGAGGUUCGCACGCAUAUCGCGGAUGACUUGUCCGAGCUGGCGCGCAAGGCCGCCGACGAGGCGGACGAGACGAGCCGCGACUUGAUGCUCGGCCAGCCUCUCAAGAUCAAGCACGUCAUUGACACCAUGGACAAGAUGCUGCGUACGCGGCGUAGACGGUUCCGCUGGUUGAGACGCGGGCUCUGGCUUACGGUGGAGUGGCUUCUCGUGGGCUUCAUGUGGUAUGUCUGGUUCAUGGUGAUGAUCCUGCGCAUCUUCGUCGGCAUCGGCAAGGGGGCUUUGCGAGGCGUCAAAUGGCUUCUCUGGCUGUGA
Molecule: messenger RNA, 3699 nt
Organism: Trichoderma aggressivum f. europaeum
Lineage: Eukaryota; Fungi; Ascomycota; Sordariomycetes; Hypocreales; Hypocreaceae
Exons: 1
Coding region: 1-3699 (1232 amino acids)
Source: RefSeq, a predicted model, not a curated record